AUGCGAGCUUCUUCUUCUUCGUCUUCUAACUCACUUGCUGCAACCAGUUUGAGCAAUAGACUAAAGACCAUCUUCAAGAAAGCUUCCGAGCUUUCUAUCCUGUGUCAAGUUGCGGUUAGUGUCAUCUAUUACGGACCAAACGGUGAAUUGAAAACAUGGCCUAAAGAAAGAGAGGCAGUGAGAGACAUGGCCUUAAAGUAUAAGGCGGCCACGAAACGCAAGAAGAGCUCCAAUCUUCGUGAUUUCUUGGAAGGCAAGUUAGAUAAUGAUAAGAAUUUGAAGAAGAAGAAUAAUAAGAAGAAGACUAAGAGAGAGUUGGAGAAUGUUAAGUAUCCAGAUUGGUAUCCAGUUCUUGAUAAUUACUCUCCCGACCAGCUACAUGAACUGGUUCUGUCCUUACAAGGGACACUCUCUACUAUGGAGGAAAGGAUUCAUUUACUUGAGGAGCAAAAACAGAAGAACACAAACUUGGUUCAGCAGAAUUGUCAUGAUCAAUAUCAGACAGUGCAACCCUUGAACCCUAGCCAGUACUCUCUGUAUCUGUUUAACCGUGACGAUGCUACUCUCUCACAACUCCCACUCUCUUCAUCACAUUCCAACCAACUCAUCAACUACCAAAAUCACUUGAGGAUGCAGCAGCAGAGGCUUUGCGUCUCUAACAAGGAAGAUCACCCAGCUUUACUUGCAGUGCAAGAUUCUAGGUUGAAGAAUCAGUUGAUGCAGCAGCAGGAGCUUCAUGGUUCUCAUCAUAACAUGUGUAUGAUAAGUAAUACAUCCAACAGUGACGCUCUACUACAUCCUUGUCCCUUAAACACAAUUCCAAAGGAGUUUUCUUUUGAUCUCCAGAAGAAUUCUAAUGGUGAUGUGGUAGGUAGACCUAAGUUCUCUCUAGAUUUUCCAAAUUUGUGUUUACCCUAUGAUGAGAGCCGUCAGCUUCAGAAAUCUUCUCAACCAUCUCUCCACCAAACCAUUCCUAACAUUAACCUUAUUCCUGACAACUCAAGAUGUCUCUGA
Eruca vesicaria subsp. sativa (arugula) is the source of this 1014-nucleotide messenger RNA. NCBI's taxonomy places the organism in Eukaryota, Viridiplantae, Streptophyta, Magnoliopsida, Brassicales, Brassicaceae. The record is from the annotation of a GenBank genome assembly.